AUGUCACAAACUUUCGACGGUGCAGCUUUCUCCUCCCUCGUCGCCAAUCAACAGAACUCCCUCUCAAGGGUCUCUGUAAAAGCCGUGGGAUCUCAGGUGGCCCUUAUGUCCGGUAUCUCUAUCGCUACCGUCAUAGCCUUCUCCUUUUUCAGACCUAGAGAGAAGAAGGUUUAUGCUCCAAAGGUUCAUGACCCCGACUAUGAACCACCUCCUCCCACUAUCUCCAAUGGCUUCUUCGCCUGGUUCAGUCCCGUCAUUCACCUCAAAGAGGAACAGAUGAUAGCCAACAUCGGACUUGACGCUGCGACUUUUUUACGUUUCCUUAGAUUACUACGCAACGCUUUCACCGUCAUUUCUGUCCUUUCAGCUGGUCUAUUGGUCGUGAACGUUAUCUACAAUGUCAAAUAUAUCGACAGCGACAAACGGAACGCUCUCAGUCUCCUCACCAUCCAAAAUGUCUCCGGAGCUUGGAUGUGGCCAGCUCUGGGAGUCAGUUACAUCAUCAAUUUCGUUAUCAUGUACUUUAUCUGGCGUAAUUGGCAAACAAUGGUCAUGCUUCGAAAUCGAUGGUUUCGUUCUCCAGCCUAUCAAUCGAAAAUCUAUUCGAGAACACUCAUGGUCACUCGUAUUCGUAAAGACUAUAGAACAGAUGAAGGUUUAUUGGCUCUCAUGGGAUUGCUCAAAGUGGAUGGUAUCAAGAUCGGGCCCGAAAUUGACUGUACAACCAUCGGUCGACGACUGGAUGACUUCCCGGAAAUGGUCGAGGAACACAACGAGUCAGUGGCCGAGUUGGAAGCUCAUUUGGUCAAGUAUUUGAAAGGAGGUCGAGUUGCCAAUAAAAGGCCAAUCAUCACCAAGGGUGGUUUCCUUGGUUUUGGAGGAGAAAAGAGGGACGCCAUCGACUACCUCGCAAAACAAAUCAAAUUUCUGCGCGAUAGAAUCGAUGCCAAACGGAAAGCCGUAGAGUCCCUCAUUCGCCGAGAACGCAAAGCUAGGAAAGGUGGAGCACCUCUGCAAAGAGUGGAAGGAGAGAACUAUGGAUUCGUCACUUUCAAAACUAUCACAGAAGCCCAUCGGAUCGCUCGGGCUCAUCGUGGCAAGCUCAAGGAGUUGUACGGUGCUUCGUUGCACCUGGCCCCUAUGCCACACGACAUUGUCUGGGCGAACAUAUCCCGCGAGCCGGCUGAAGUCAAGUCAAGGACAUGGUUCGGAUUCGUUAUCAUCGGCGUCGUGUGCUUUAUCAAUACCAUUCCGCUGCUCGUGGUAUCCACCUUGGCGAAUCUGAGUAGUUUGGCAUUGUACGUUGGCUUUUUGGAAAAGUGGAAGGAUGCCGGUCAAUGGGGAAACUGGACUUUCUCCAUCGUGUCCGGUGUACUGCCCUCCGCUGUGUCUGCUCUCUUCGGCUAUCUGCUUCCAAUCAUCAUUCGUCGUAUCAGCAAGUAUCAGGGCGCUACAACAUCCUCUCGACUAGACAGGGCCGUCACUGCUCGUUACUUUUUCUUCAUGAUUGUCUCAACACUCUUUGUCUUCUCCCUUCUUGGGGUUUUCUACAAUGCCAUCGCACAAGUGGUCCUACAGAUCGGACAGCAUCAAUCGGCCUCGAAGGUACUUGAGGGCCUGAAGCAAAUUCCCUACGAAAUCCAAGGGACGUACGUACAGCAAAGCACAUAUUGGAUCACAUGGCUUCCAUUGCGUGGCUUUCUGGUCAUAUUCGAGUUGAUCCAGCUCAUCAAGUUGGCCAUGGUCUCCCUCCGUCGUGUCAUGUUCUCCCAUACCCCAAGAGACAUCCGCGAAAUGACCAAGCCUGGCUACUUUGAAUAUCCUAUUGUCGUUGUCAACUUGCUCUUCAUAGCCACUGUCGGCCUCGUCUACGCCCCACUGGCACCGCUCGUUGCUAUUGGUACCUGCUUGGUGUUCUGGUUCUCAAAUGUGGUCUACAAGUACCAGUUGCUUUACGUGUAUGUUUCUCGUGCGGAGAGUGGUGGUCGUCAGUGGAACGUCUACAUCAACCGUCUUCUGGCUUGCUGCAUCCUCAUGCAACUGCUCAUGGUUCUCAGUCUCAUUCGUAGGCGAUGGCUCGACUGCUUGGCAUCCGUUCCUCCGAUUCUGAUCAUCAUCGGUUUCAAGAUUUACCUUGGCAAGACAGCUGAAAAGGCUUUUAGAUAUUACCUACCAACACCGCAGGAAGCUGAAAACGAAAGGAGACUCAGUUUGUCAGAGAAACGCACCAAUCAUUCUGAAAUGGAGAAACGAUUCCUUCAUCCGGCUCUACAAGCGGACAAGUUGUUCACCAUUAUGGUGCACAAACAACAAGAAGAGUUAGCUCGAGAAGUA
Molecule: messenger RNA, 2334 nt
Organism: Tremella mesenterica DSM 1558
Lineage: Eukaryota; Fungi; Basidiomycota; Tremellomycetes; Tremellales; Tremellaceae
Exons: 10
Cellular component (GO): plasma membrane
Molecular function (GO): calcium-activated cation channel activity
Source: RefSeq, a predicted model, not a curated record